Molecule: messenger RNA, 977 nt
Organism: Humulus lupulus (European hop)
Lineage: Eukaryota; Viridiplantae; Streptophyta; Magnoliopsida; Rosales; Cannabaceae
Exons: 2
Coding region: 395-844 (149 amino acids)
Source: RefSeq, a predicted model, not a curated record
GACUAAGUCACAUAUUUCAGAGUACCCAAAAUGUGACAUUUUGGUGAACAAUUUGUGUGAGAGUUUCAAUGCAGCCAUACUUGAUGCUCGCGACAAGCCAAUUAUAACUUUACUAGAGAAAAUUAGAUUUUGGUUGAUGUCUCGGUUUUAUAACAAAAAAGCUGAGUUGGAGAAGAUGACUCAACCUGUGGGGAAGAGAAUUUUGAAGAUAAUUGAGAAGCAAAAAGAGGUUGCAAAGCAUUGUCUGGUUACUAGGUCUGACAAGUUUCAGUUUCAGGUUCAAUGCAGCAAUGGUAGUGCCUUGGUUGUCGAUUUGGAAUUCAGAACUUGUACAUGUAGGAGGUUUUAACUAUCUGGGCUUCCUUGUGGCCAUGCACUAGCUACUAUCUGGUUCAUGGGAGGUAAUGUCUUUGAUUAUGUCCACGGAUUCUAUAAAAAAGAAUCAUUGCAAAAAGCAUAUGGACAGAGUGUGCAUCCUAUGCCUAGUCCAGAUAUGUGGCCUCAGACAGGACUCAACCCAAUUGAUCCACCACCUGAGACGAAGCUGCCUGGAAGACCUAAGAAAGCUAGGAGAAGGGAGACAGAUGAACCUCCACCUGCUUUAAAGAAAGCUCGAAGAACUGGACAAGUUAAAACAUGCAGCAAUUGUCUGAAAACAGGCCAUAGGAGAGAAACAUGCAAAUCUGCUAAGGUGGUGGUUGAGAAUCGUGUGGUCAAAAAGCGAGGUCGUCCACCACUGCAGAACCCAACUGAAUCCACACUUUUAAGGAAGGAAAGAAGACUGAAACAGCAUGCUAAAGGAGGAACUAGUGGUGCAACCAAUGCUCAACCCGAUACUGUCUGACUGGAAGGAGGAGUUUCAUCUUUUGAUUUUAUUUUGAACUAGUGGUUGAAUCUUGUAUUUUGGUGUCUGUUAUGUUGACCAUUUUAGAGUCAUGUAUUUUGGUGUCUGUUUUUUGAGUCAUGAUAGGGUCAUG